GUAUAUAUUCUCCACUUUUACCUCUGUUUUUCUCUCUUCAAUUAAUAAUAAUUCCUUUCAAUAACCAAAACCAGAAACUGUAAUAUUCCCAUAAUCUCAAAUUUCUUCAAAUGGGUGAGGAAAAAGAAACAAUCAAAGCAGAAGGAGUAGAGAAGAAGAAUGAAGCCGGAGAGAAAUCGGCCGACGAAGGCGGCGGCAUCGCCACUAUUAUGUUAAAGCUCGAUUUGCAUUGUGAAGGCUGUGCUAAAAAAGUCAGACGUUGCGUUCGCCACUUUGAAGGUGUGGAAGACGUGAAUGCGGAUUCCAGUACUGGAAAAUUGACGGUGAAAGGGAAUGUGGACCCCUUAUGGCUCCGGGAAAAGGUGGAAAUUAAAACCAAGAAGAAGGUGGCGCUCCUCUCUGCUCAGCCCAAAAAGGUUGUCGCCCGCAGUGGAAGCGGCGGAGGAGAUAAAAAAUCCGAUGACAAGGUUGAGAACAAGGCAGCAGAGGAGAAGAAAGGAGAAGAUAAAAAGCCCCAAAAGGCUCAUCAAUGUAACACAGAGGUAGUUCGGCUGCACUGCGACGGAUUUGCACAAAAAGUAAAGCGAUUUAUUAAAAAGGAACUAAAACCUUACUUGAAACGGAAUGUAGCUGUUGUUCCACCAAAGAAAGGUGAUGGAUCAGGUGGCCGCGGUGAUAACAAGAAGAAGAAAGAAGUUGCUGGUGGUGGUGGUGGUGGUAGCAGAAAAAAGAAAGAUGGCGAAUCUACGGUUGCAGCAAGUAAAAGUAGAGAACCAAAAGAGCAAAAGACAGAGGUGAUCAACAACAAAAUGGAGUACUACUAUGGUGGUUGCAGUAAUAAUUCAACUAUGUACUACGCAAUGCCGCCAAUGUACAAUCAAAAUUACUCCAAUCAAGAUUAUGGCUUGACAAUGCAGGAUCAUCAUGGUUAUUAUGGUCAUAGUACUGGCUAUGUGCCUACACCGCGCGAUCAUGAACAUGGCUAUGGUCAUCAUAGUACUGGCUAUGUGUCACCACGACACUUAACUGCAUCGGGCGAUCAUGAUCAUGGUUAUGGUUACACUGGCUAUGUGCAACCUCCGUACACUGCACCUCAAUAUUUCAGCGAUGAAAAUCCUAAUGCUUGCUCCGUCAUGUGACAAAAUCAUCAUCGAUCAUCCAAUAACAUUUUGAAGGAAAGACCAGUUUAGCUUAAAAUGUGAAUACAUCGAUCGAUCACCAUAUAUAUAGAGUUCAGUUCAUAGACAAAAAUCGUGUAUAGAGAUCCUAGUUUUUGUUUAGGAAAAUGGCAGGAUAGAGAGAGAUAGUUGUAGACGGCAGGCUUGUGGUUUAAUUGAUUUCAAUUUUUCAGUUUCAUCUUUAGUACUCCCUCAAUUCCAUAUUAAUUGAUUUUUUGUGGGAUUUUUUGUUGUUUAAAAUAAAUGAAUUGUUCAAAAUGGAUGUUUAAAAU
Messenger RNA from Solanum dulcamara, 1450 nucleotides. RefSeq names its product heavy metal-associated isoprenylated plant protein 6-like. The transcript has 4 exons. Lineage: Eukaryota; Viridiplantae; Streptophyta; Magnoliopsida; Solanales; Solanaceae. Gene Ontology annotation, molecular function: metal ion binding. The record is from RefSeq and is a predicted model, not a curated record. The coding region runs from base 111 to 1139 and encodes 342 amino acids.